Molecule: messenger RNA, 1299 nt
Organism: Chinchilla lanigera (long-tailed chinchilla)
Lineage: Eukaryota; Metazoa; Chordata; Mammalia; Rodentia; Chinchillidae
Gene: Klk5
Product: kallikrein-related peptidase 5
Exons: 6
Coding region: 157-1056 (299 amino acids)
Biological process (GO): amelogenesis; proteolysis; positive regulation of antibacterial peptide production
Molecular function (GO): serine-type endopeptidase activity
Source: RefSeq, a predicted model, not a curated record
CGGGAAUGCGCCCCGGGGACCAGUGGGCGGUUAUAACCCAGGGCCUGCAGGAGCUGAGAAGGAGGCUUUGGCAGGAAGGCAGCACGGGCUGAGGAGUCUGCAGCUGAGCCGGAAGCCAGCUCCUCACCCCAGACAGACGAGGCAGGUGCAGCAGCCAUGGGUCGAGCAGCAGACCCCUGGAUGUGGAUGCUGGGCGCCCUGAUCAUGGCCCUGAUUCUGGGGGCCACAGAGCCUGUCCUUGCGAAUGACAUCUCCUGUGACAACCCCUCGGCCACCACCGGGUCCUCCGAGUCAUCGGACAGCAGCCGGGACCUCGGAGGCGAGGCCGAGGCCGGGGAGGACACCAGGUCCGAGGACGACGACAGCAGCAGCCGCAUCGUGAACGGGUCAGACUGCGAGACGGACUCGCAGCCCUGGCAGGGCGCGCUGCUGCUGGCGCCCAGAAAGCUGUACUGCGGGGCGGUGCUGGUGCACCCUCAGUGGCUGCUCACGGCCGCGCACUGCCGGAAGCCAGUCUACAGGGUCCGUCUCGGCCACCACUCCAGGUCUCCCGUCUAUGAAUCUGGACAGCAGAUGUUCCGGGGAAUCAAAUCCAUCCCCCACCCUGGCUACUCCUACCCUAGCCACUCCAACGACCUCAUGCUCAUCAAACUGAACAAAAAAAUCCGCAUCAGCCACUCGGUCAAGCCUAUCAACAUCUCCUCCCACUGCCCAUCCGCCGGGACCCAGUGCCUAGUGUCGGGCUGGGGCACCACCAGCAGCUCCCAGCACAACUUCCCCAAGAAGCUCCAGUGCCUCGGUGUCAAAGUGCUGAGCGAGGAGAAGUGUAAGGAUGCCUACCCGGGACAGAUAGAUGACUCCAUGUUCUGCGCUGGUGACAAGGAUGCCAGAGACUCCUGUCAGGGUGACUCCGGGGGCCCUGUGGUCUGCAACAGCUACCUGCAGGGCUUGGUGUCCUGGGGUGACUUCCCCUGUGCCCAGCCCAACAGACCAGGCGUGUACACCAACCUCUGCCGGUUCAAAAAGUGGAUCCACACCACCAUCAAGAACAACUGAGUCCCCCAGGCCCAGAGACACCGGCAUCUCCACUGCUGCAGGGCCACGCUCACCUUCCCGAGGACGCCAAGGACCGACUCCUCGGCUCUGGGUCAGGACGCCCUUCCCGCCAGCGGGACCCUAAGGACAGUUCCCAGAAUAUCCAGGGCGGGAUUAUAUCUCCUACCUCCAGCCCAGAGCAUCCAUUGCAACUUUAACCAUGACCCAAAUUCAGUUCCUGAAAUAAAACAUCUCAGAAGUGGC